AUGGUGACAGUCAGGGAAGAUAUGAAAGAUGGGUGUUGUUGGUCAGUGAUGACUAGGGAAGACAUAAAUGUUUGGACUGAUCCAUGGGUACCAGGCCUAAUAAACAACAAACCUGAGAAGACAGAUGAUGAGGAGAGUACAAAUGUUAAGGUGAAGGAGCUCAUUAUUCAAGAAGAACACAGAUGGGAUGAAAACAAGAUGCAACAGCUGUUCAACCAAAUUGAAGUUACAAAAAUAAUGGAGAUUCAUUUACCUAAAGGGAAUACAGAUGAUUCUGCUGACAAACUGUUAUGGCCCCAUCAUCCAAAAGGUGAGUUUUCUUCAAAGUCCUUCCUCAAAACCAUGAAUGAUAGAAAGCGAUCAACAUCCACCAAUUCCGUGUUCCCAUGGAAGAAAUUUUGGAAUGUCAAAAAUAUACCGCCAAGAAUUCAAAUCUUUCUGUGGAGACUGCUCAAGAAUGGACUUCCAGUGGCUCAAAGUACAAGGAAACACAUCCAUGGGAUUAAUGAUAAUUGCAGCUUAUGUGACAGAAGUGUUGAAUCUACAGAGCAUCCGUUUUUAACCUGUCAAACCACUCAAGUAAUCCUUUUUGCUUCCCAUUUAAGUCUAAGAACAGGUGAGCAACCGAAUAUUUCUAUACCUGAUUACAUUAAGCAAUGGCUAGAGGAAGGAGAAGACUAUGCUAAAUUGAAGAUGGUAGCUUGCUUUUGGUGGGCUAUAUGGAAAAUAGUAAAUGUUGUGGUUUUCAACAAAGAAAGAUGUUGCAUAAACUCAGUCAUCAAAGAAGCAAUGUAUUGGUAUAACAUGGAGGUUACUGUUGAUGAGACUGAGACCAUGCCAACUGAGAGUGAUUAUCUGGAGUCUAGUAAAGACAGCUGGGAACCCCCUAAUGAGAAUAGAAUCAAAAUUAAUUUUGAUGGUGCUGCUGGGCCUAAGGGUUAUGCAUGUGGAGCUGUCACGAGAGAUAAUGUUGAUGCAUUUCAUCGCAGUGUGAAUAGAUACUUCACUUACUGCACGGCUGUUGAGCCUGAGACGUACAUGCUAGCAGUGGAAUUGGCGAAAAGAAAAGCUUUCAGAAAUAUUGUGAUUCAAGGAGACUCGCUGGUGGAUAUAAAUGCGCUUAAGCACAGGCAGUACAAACCUAAUUGGUGUAUUCAAUAA
This is a messenger RNA of Papaver somniferum (opium poppy), 1161 nucleotides long. RefSeq lists its product as uncharacterized. The record is from RefSeq and is a predicted model, not a curated record. Lineage: Eukaryota; Viridiplantae; Streptophyta; Magnoliopsida; Ranunculales; Papaveraceae. Bases 1 to 1161 code for a protein of 386 amino acids. The transcript has a single exon.